Messenger RNA from Gopherus evgoodei (Goodes thornscrub tortoise), 1532 nucleotides. It is a transcript of the gene PLCXD3, whose product is annotated as phosphatidylinositol specific phospholipase C X domain containing 3. Gene Ontology annotation, molecular function: phosphoric diester hydrolase activity. Bases 52 to 1020 code for a protein of 322 amino acids. The record is from RefSeq and is a predicted model, not a curated record. The transcript has 3 exons. Gene Ontology annotation, biological process: lipid metabolic process. NCBI's taxonomy places the organism in Eukaryota, Metazoa, Chordata, Testudines, Testudinidae. Gene Ontology annotation, cellular component: synapse.
GGAUCCAGGCAGUGAGGCUGCCCGGCAGAGGAAGGCGACCAAGGCAGCAGCAUGGCUUCAUCGCAAGGGAAGAGUGAGCUGAAAUUCGCAGACUGGAUGGCAACUUUGCCAGAAAGCAUCCACAGCCUCCCCCUCACCAACCUAGCGAUCCCAGGGUCUCAUGACUCCUUUAGCUUCUACAUCGACGAAGCCUCUCCAGUUGGACCUGAACAACCAGAAACUGUCCAGAAUUUUGUCUCCGUAUUUGGGACUGUGGCUAAAAAGUUGAUGAGAAAGUGGUUGGCAACACAGACGAUGAACUUUACUAGCCAGCUGGGUGCUGGUAUACGAUAUUUUGAUCUCAGAAUUUCCACUAAACCCAGAGACCCUGACAAUGAACUUUACUUUGCUCAUGGUUUAUUCAGUGCCAAAGUCAAUGAGGGCCUUGAAGAGAUCAACGCAUUUCUGACUGACCACCAUAAAGAAGUGGUCUUCUUGGACUUCAAUCAUUUCUAUGGGAUGCAGAAAUAUCAUCAUGAGAACCUGGUCCAAAUGCUCAAAGGCACCUUUGGAAAUAAAAUGUGCCCUGCUAUAUUUGCCCAAGAAGUAACUCUCCAGUACCUGUGGGAGAAGGAUUACCAAGUGUUGGUAUUUUAUCACAGUCCAGUGGCUCUUGAGGUACCAUUUCUUUGGCCAGGGCAGAUGAUGCCAGCUCCUUGGGCAAACACAACAGACCCAGAAAAACUGAUUCAGUUUCUUCAGGCAUCAAUCAUUGAGAGAAGAAAGAAGGGCUCCUUUUUUAUAUCUCAAGUGGUGCUGACCCCCAAAGCAAGUACUGUGGUUAAGGGUGUUACUAGUGGACUCAGAGAAAUAAUCACAGAAAGGGCUCUUCCUGCAAUGAUGCAUUGGGUCCAAACUCAGAAACCAGGAGAAAGUGGUAUCAAUAUUAUCACUGCUGAUUUUGUAGAACUUGGUGACUUUAUCAGCACUGUCAUAAAACUCAACUAUAUCCUGGAUGAAGGCGAAGCUGAAACUACUUGAUACUACUGCAAUAUAUUUGUUGUUCAUUGAAUAGAUUUAAAAAGAAAACCCAAUUGUAUUAAAAAAAAAAUCUUGUAACACACAGAUCUUCCUAUAACACUGAAUCUCUGAGGUGUUUAGGGCAGUAGUGGGUGGGCAAAGGGUAAUGUUUUCAUUGGUUAUUAUAAUUUUUUACCUUAAUAAACCCUCAUGUUUUUCAUUUGAAGAGCAAAACAGGAUUUUUUUAGUGGUCGACUAGAGAAAGCCACUUGCACAUUUUCCACAAAGUACCAAAUAUAAUUUCUGUUUCUUACUUCUAAGGUUAUUAAUAGUGCCAAGCAAUUUGCUGUUUGCUGACUGGAGGGACAUAAAAUGCCCUAUGUCUGCACAGGGAAUUCCCACUGACAUGAAUGUUUUGCUGCAGACUGAGGGCAGUAUAUGGCCCUAACUUUUUAAUUCAAUGCACUGCAUCUGUUAGGUGGCUUAACUGAUUACAUUCAUUGGCGGUCAUCAGUUUAUUCGCCUUUGGGGAA